CACAAUCCUGGUGGUCCUAAAGGAGAUUUUGGCAUUAAGUUCAACUGCGAAAAUGGUGGUCCAGCACCUGACCAUGUCACAAAUAACAUCUAUGAGAUAACCACCAAGAUAUCUACUUACUCAAUAUGCAGCGAUCUGCAAUGCGAUUUUAGGACGAUAGGAAGAAGCGAAUAUGACAUCGAUGGUGUGGGACACUUUGUCGUUGACGUCAUUGACUCCGUCAAAGACUAUGUUGAGCUUAUGCAGAAGAUAUUCGACUUUCCUAAGAUUAAAUCUCUGCUAUCUGGCGAGUUGACUGGGAAGAAGUUCGAGUUGCUGAUUGAUUCUAUGCACGGUGCUACAGGCCCCUAUGUUUCAACCAUCUUGUGCGAUGUGCUCGGUGUUGAUAGUCGCUGUUGCAUGAGAACGAAUCCAAAACCAGAUUUCGGAGGGGGCCAUCCCGAUCCUAAUUUGACCUAUGCUAAGAGUCUUGUUGAUCAAAUGAGGAGAGGAGAACAUGAUUUUGGAGCAGCUUUCGACGGUGACGGGGAUCGCAACAUGAUUCUUGGGAGAAAUGGAUUCUUCGUGACGCCUAGUGACUCACUAGCGGUUAUCGCAGACAGUUGCAGCUGUAUUCCGUAUUUCCGCUCUCAUAAAGUGGCCGGUUUCGCACGAUCUAUGCCAACUGCUGGAGCUGUAGAUCUGGUAGCAAAGGCAAAGAAUUUGGAGGUGUGCGCUACUUUAAGCCAUUUGUCAUGUUUAUGGUGUAGUUGCACACUGCACGCUCAAAUGCGCGGAGGUGCGGUUGUUAGAGGCGUUAAUUUCACUCAUUACGCUUUUUGUUGCCUACCAUCAAUCAUUGAAUUGCUGAAUGGGAAAUUUGUUUAGGC
Strongylus vulgaris is the source of this 869-nucleotide messenger RNA. NCBI's taxonomy places the organism in Eukaryota, Metazoa, Nematoda, Chromadorea, Rhabditida, Strongylidae. The record is from the annotation of a GenBank genome assembly.